AUGACCGACAACCUCAAGACACCAAAAGUCAACACCAGGAAAUCUGCGGAAAUCAAUCCACCAAAAGACCUUCUUCAAGUUGAGGACGUCCAGCUUUUGGCUGAAGGGAUAACGACCGUGGUGACAUUACACCUCAAGGCGCACCAUCUCAUCUGCUACAGCAGCCCCUCAACUCCUCCCCAAGGGACAUCUACACCCAGCAAACCUGCGAAGAGCAGAUCAGUGGUGUUCGCAUAUGCUCUCUUCUCCUCUGUCAUCUACCGGCCAACUCCGCCAACUUCCAGUCAUCAAUCUUCAAUACGAAUCCGAACGCGCGACUUCCGGUUUGCCAGACUCAUCUUCAACCAGGACAAGCAGGCUAGGGAUGUUUUCGAGACCUUAAAAUCAUGUACAUGCACGCUAGGAAGCAUCGAUAAGCUGUAUGCCUUCGAAUGCGUACAGCCCAACGGCGAAGGGAUCAAUGGGUGGGAGAUUUACGAUGCCAAAGCAGAGUGGAAAAGACAGGGGAUUAGUGACAAGGAACCAGAUAGAGGUUGGAGAAUAUCAAAGAUAAAUGUCGAUUAUGGGUUUUCAGAAACCUAUCCAGCCCUACUACCUGUUCCUUCCAGCAUCUCCGACAAUACCUUGAAUUAUGCUGGUAGAUAUCGAUCGAGGGCCCGGAUUCCUGCGUUAACGUACCUACACCCAGUUAAUAAUUGCUCGAUUACAAGAUGUUCGCAACCCCUGACUGGCCUUCGAGGGAAUCGAAGUAUCCAAGACGAGAAGCUCGUUGCGGCGUGUUUUUCGGCUUCCGCGCCUCUUGCAGAACGUGAUGUGAACUCGAGCAUAUCAAGCCGGGCGAGCCCAGCGUCUAGUCAGGUUGAUCUCGAUUUAGAAAAGGUGGAAGGAGAAUUGAGCGAUACGGAAAAGUUGGAGGACCAGAUGAUAUCCGCUUCAUCGAAGAUUGAAAUUCAGGAUGCGCCUCACAUUUAUGGAGCGCAGCAGAACAAUCUCAUCGUCGAUGCUCGUCCUACUGUUAAUGCUUUGGCAAUGCAGGCAGCGGGAAAGGGCUCGGAAAAUAUGGAGCACUACAAAUUCGCGAAGAAAGCAUAUUUGGGAAUUGAUAACAUCCAUGUCAUGCGAAAGUCACUUGAUGUGGUCAUCGAGGCUAUCAAGGAUUCCGAUGUGUCGAAACUUCCUCCAAACCGCGACUUACUAGCUAAGAGCGGAUGGCUUAAGCACAUCACGGGAGUACUAGAUGGAUCGGCUCUCAUUGCUCGCCAAGUUGGAAUUCAACACUCACAUGUUCUGAUACACUGCUCGGAUGGAUGGGACCGCACCAGUCAACUGAGUGCCCUAUCUCAAUUGAUGCUUGAUCCUUACUACAGAACUAUUGAGGGAUUUGUAGUGCUUGUGGAAAAGGACUGGCUGUCCUAUGGACACAUGUUUCAACUUAGAGGAGGCUAUUUGAAUAGCGAGAAGUGGUUCAAAAUAGAUAAGGAUGCUAUGGCCGGCUCAGCGAUCAAUCCUGGCGACCGUGGAGAAGGUCGAAGUGAUACGUUCGAAACUUUGUUUCAAGGCACGAAACGUCUAUUUGCUAAAACGCAGACAUCAGCCCAAGAUCACGCAGAUCGGGAGUCAGGGGAUCUUCUCGAAGACGCCAAAAGUGCCAAUUCUGCUAAAGAAGCUACAGAUUUAGAAAAUAUCAGUCCGAUUUUCCACCAAUUCCUCGAUGCCACUUAUCAACUUCUCCACCAGCACCCUACACGCUUUGAAUUCAACGAGCGAUUUUUGAAGCGAAUGUUAUACCACCUGUACUCCUGCCAAUACGGAACAUUUCUUUACAACAACGAGAAGUCAAGACUUGACGCCAGAGUUCAUGAACGCACUAACAGCGUCUGGGGAUACUUCCUAGCAAACAAAGUGCAGUUCCUAAAUCCACAAUACAACGGAGAAAUUAACGACAAUGUCAGAGGUCAAGAGCGCCUUUUGUUUCCAAAAUUGGAUAAAGUGCGGUGGUGGAACGAUGUCUUCAACCGAAGUGACGCAGACAUGAACGGGCCCAGCAACGCUGUCACAGAAAGAUACCUUGGCGGAGACAUGACUCCAGAUCGUGGACGGAGUAGUCCUAGUCCGCGACCUAAUCCUAAUAAUCUCGGAAUCAACCAGGGUGUCUUGACAGGCGUGGAGACUGCACACGCGGCCUUGACGGUUAAUCGAACAUCAAGUCCCACGAGAGUUGUAUCCAAUGGUGCAGUUGCCGGCUUCGCGACCCUGAGAGACGGUAUUGCAGGACUAGGUUUAGGCAAGGGGAAGUCAGCAUCUGGAAGCUCGAGUGGUGCCAACGGCGGGAAUAGCCCAGCGAGCUGGAAAGGCAAAGGCAGGGAAAUGGAGGUCGAAAUGCAGAGGGAAUUGGAAAUACAGACAUCCUGUAUCAAGUUUACGGGUUUCUCCACUGCCAAUGUAUCACGAGAUAUGGUAGCAAUUAAAUCAGGGGUAUUCCGGAUCGAGAAGACCAAUCUUGUAUAA
This is a messenger RNA of Glarea lozoyensis ATCC 20868, 2508 nucleotides long. Its product is annotated as (Phosphotyrosine protein) phosphatases II. The transcript has 2 exons. The record is from RefSeq and is a predicted model, not a curated record. Gene Ontology annotation, biological process: dephosphorylation. NCBI's taxonomy places the organism in Eukaryota, Fungi, Ascomycota, Leotiomycetes, Helotiales, Helotiaceae. The coding region runs from base 1 to 2508 and encodes 835 amino acids. Gene Ontology annotation, molecular function: phosphatase activity.